AUGGCAGCAGAAAAAUAUGAAUUCCCACCUCUUCCAUCUCAGGAAGAGUUAGAUACUCAUGACGUUCCAUUCGUACAUAGGGACAAUUGUGCCGCUCCUUUGAUCGAAUACUACAAAUGUCUUAACAAGGGUACGUCAUUUUGCUCAGCAACCAAGGAAGAGUUCUUCAAGUGUCAAUACUUUGCUCUUAAGGAGAGACUUGCCAACCACCAAAAGCAAUAG
This is a messenger RNA of Dujonia railenensis, 222 nucleotides long. Lineage: Eukaryota; Fungi; Ascomycota; Pichiomycetes; Serinales; Debaryomycetaceae. The record is from the annotation of a GenBank genome assembly.